Messenger RNA from Pyrus x bretschneideri (Chinese white pear), 1064 nucleotides. RefSeq names its product thioredoxin H-type-like. Lineage: Eukaryota; Viridiplantae; Streptophyta; Magnoliopsida; Rosales; Rosaceae. The transcript is spliced from 3 exons. The record is from RefSeq and is a predicted model, not a curated record. Bases 125 to 523 code for a protein of 132 amino acids.
AAAUAUCCAUGCCAAACGCAGUCGAUUUGAAGAAAAUAGUUAAGCUUAACUAUUUAAAUUAAGCUUAUUAUUGUGUUUUAUCGUCAUCUCUCAGAGACAAAGAGAAGAAGAAGAAGAAGAAGAAAUGGGAGGUAACACGUCACACUUUGAAGACUCGGAUGAAUCGGAUGAAUUUCCACGUGAACACAAGUCUCGCAUCGUGGCCUUCCAUUCCGAGGACCAAUGGAACACCCACUUUGCUGCCGUCAAAGACAGCAAUAAACUGAUGGUGAUUGAUUUCACGGCUAAAUGGUGUGGACCUUGUAGAGCCAUGGUGCCAAUCUUCAGAGAGUAUGCUGAUAAAUUCACCGAUGUUGAGUUCGUCAAGAUUGAUGUCGACGAGCUAUCGGAUGUGGCAAUGGAGUUUAGUGUGCAGGCAAUGCCUUCAUUUGUAUUCGUGAAGAAAGGGGAGGUGGUUGAUAAGGUCGUGGGGGCCAUGAAAGAUGAACUGCAGAAGAAGAUUGAGAAACACAGGAGAUCAUAAUUAAGUUUCCAGAAGAAGAUUGAGGAACACAAGAGAUCAUAAUUAAGUUUUAAUUAGUAAUCAAUGAAUUAAUUAACUGAUGCUGUGGUUUCUUCGAUAGUACUUAUGUACUCACUUAUGAGUACCAUAUAUACUUAUUUUUUGGUUUGGCCUAAUCAAACACGUGUUUCUUGUUUUUUAAAGGUUAUUAUGACACUAUUUUUUAAAACAAUAAAACAUGUAUUAAAAUAACAUUGGGCCAAAUCUAAAAAGUACAUAUAUAAAGUAUUUACUAGUGAGUACCUAAGUAUUAUCUAAUUAAAGCUCGAUCAAUAAUAUAUUAUAAUGACAACGUGAUACCAACAUGUGAGAGUGGAAAAAAUAAAGCGAAAAGGAAAGAAUAUAGGAAAGCUGAAUAAGGUGUAGAGUGAAUAAGAUUGAUCAUGUAUUCUCUAAUUUUCGUGAUUGUCUAUGAUGUUAGUAUUUCUCAAGUGUUAUUUGACUCUUUUUGAUAAAUUGUAAGCUAUGGAUCAAUAAAUUUAGAGUAGUGUUAUUCACACAA